Cydia pomonella (codling moth) is the source of this 1651-nucleotide messenger RNA. RefSeq lists its product as uncharacterized. Bases 162 to 911 code for a protein of 249 amino acids. The record is from RefSeq and is a predicted model, not a curated record. Lineage: Eukaryota; Metazoa; Arthropoda; Insecta; Lepidoptera; Tortricidae. The transcript is spliced from 2 exons.
AUGUCAUUGUUUGUGUCAUACAUACGCAGUGUUAUUUUCAAUUUGUAAUAUUUUGGUGCAUUAAGUACAUAAUACAUAAUGAAAACAUAAAUAAAUAAACAUUGUAAUGUAGGAACACCUGUAAUAAAAAGACAGCUGAACCGGAGAAGCUUAUUACCAAAAUGACGGAUUCAAGUUCGUUCACAUCUCUGCUGGCUUUGGUGGACAGCCACCUGUCCAAAACCAGCAUUCAAGGCCAAUCUGAAGGGGCCAGCCACAGCCUCAGUGACCACAUCCAAAUCCCACGGCUUGCCGGGCAGAUUGGUGUCCAGUCUGACACCAAAUUGACACCGCCCGGCCACCGAAUCAACAUACCCACAUUCCAGUUAGGUUCUAGCCCCAUCGACAAUGUUCUCGCUCAUCAAUUAUCAAACAUGCUCAAGGCCAAAGAGCUCAAACGGCAGCAGGAAGAGGAGCAGCAGCGACUAGUCGAAGAAACCCGUCGACUUAAAUUAGAGGAAGACAAAUGUGUUAUAGAUCUCAUGCAAGCAUUGCAGACACCGUACAAGCCUGAACCAAAGAAAGAAGUCAUCAGUACUGCCAGUUCUUUUGAAGACCUCUUUGAACCGAACUUUAUUGAGGAAUGCCCUGAGGAAGUGCAGAUGAAAACCCCUGAGCCUCUACUCCCGUUAACAACAGACAUGUCGUAUAUGCUUCGGCAAAAAGUAAAGAGAGGUAAAUGCUCGCAGUUUGGUAAAGUCCUCACAUCCCGCUUAAAGCCUGUAGCCGCUCCGUACUUGCAUGAGAUGAUCGAGAGCAAAAUUGUGCGUUUUAAAUUUGACACUCCAUCGCCCUGUGAUUUGAUAAAGGAGAAGUUACGCAAGCCAACAUCCUACAACACUUAUAACUUUAAUAUAUUUGACAUGAUAUAGGGAAGACAAAGACCGGCCAGUUUUGGGCGGUCGAAACAAGCUUCGGGGAUAAUCUGCAAGCGCAGGCCAGCUCAUGUAAUAUCGAGUCUUGUCUGCAGGAACGCAGCGCAUCAGUGCAGGCGCCGCAGGUACUUGUCACCUUUUAAAUCCUAAAAUCCAGUCCUGAAUGUCGUGAUGCGAAAAAUUAUGAUUUUUAUUUGACAACAUUUCAAUUUUCUGACCCUAUCAUUUUAUUGGUUCUUUACAUUUUAAUUGAGACGAGGAAUACGCUAAUAGUUUAUUUUUUUUUACUAGGUUUUGUAUUUAAUUUUUUUUUUUAUGUACUUAUUCUAAAAUGGCGUAACUCCAGUUCUACACUAGAAGUUAGUUCUUAUCUCUUUAGAAAAAAAAAAACAUGACUUAAUUAAUCUGACGACGGAUCGACGGAUAAAUACUAACGAAUGUAAUGUAAUUAAAUGUUUGUACCGAUAUCUUCAACGAAUCAUUAUUGCUAUUUUUGCAGUAGGUAAGGGACGAAACAGUGUUUGGUAUACUUUGGAGGAGUAUAUACCUCAUCGAUCUAUACGACUCUGUCCAUUUUAAAAAAGGUUUAUUAGAUAGUAACUUGAUUAUAUAAAUAAAUUUGUCUUUGUUUUGAAAUUCAAUCAAUACGUCGUAUUUAAUUGACAAUGUCAAAUCCAAUAUUGUGACAGCUAAUUUUUUUUUGUGAUUAAUGGCAUUUCACGUAUCGUGCCGUAGAA